GCGGGGGCGGGGCGCCGGGCGGAGCCGGGCCGAGGCGGCAGUGUCCGGAGCCCGGCUCAGGGGCCGUAGUGGCCGCCGCGGAGCGAGGCUGCCUCGAGAGAGCGCCCGGGCGCAGGAGGGUAAACGGGCCGCCGGGGCUGCGCAGAGCAGAGAUCACCCCCUCCAUGCCCAGAUGCCUGAGUAGUGGCGUGUUGGCUUCCGGUCCCCUCCUCCUUUGCCCCAGGGCCAUCAAGGGAGGAGUGAUGGAGAAUUGGGCAGGCAGGCCCGGGUUGUAUCUGAUGCUGCUUCUGUCCCUCCCUCAACUCUGCCUGGAUCAGGAGGUGUUAUCUGGACACUCUCUUCAGACAGCCCCUGAGGAGAGCCAAGGCCCUGAGGGCGUCUGGGGUCCUUGGGACCAGUGGGCCUCUUGCUCUCAGCCCUGUGGGGUGGGGGUGCAGCGCAGGAUCCGGACAUGUCAGCUCCCUACAGAUCAACUCCACCAGGGCCUGCCCCUCCCACCCCGGCCCCCAAGACUUCCAGAAGCCCUGCUCCCUGGGGGUCAGGGCCCCAGACCCCAGACUUCCAGAGCAACCCUCCCCCUGUACAGGCCACAGCCUCGGGGAACAAGUGGCCCACUUGGAGGUCCUGUUUCUCAGUUAGGGAGAGAGGAGGCCCAGGAGAUUCAAGGAGCCAGGAGGUCCCGGGUUCGAGACCCCAUCAAGCCAGGAAUGUUUGGUUAUGGCAGAGUGCCCUUUGCUUUGCCGCUCCAUCGGAACCGCAGGCACCCCCGGAGGUCACCCAGAUCUGAGCUCUCCCAGGCCUCAGAUCUUCCAUCCCUGACUCCAAGAGCAGAGCCAUCCUCUGCCAACCACACCCCUCAAACUCAGCUCCCUCCUACAGAACUGUCUGCCCACACCCCAUCCCCGCCAGCAGAACCCCAAAGCCCCGAAAUGGCUCAGACAGAGGUGCCAUCUAGAACCAGGCCUGACCCCACAUGGCCCCACCCCAGAGCCCAGGCCUCCAGCACAGAGCCUCCCUCAUCCAUCUUUUCCCCAGGAGAAAGUAGCUCCUUCCAUGUGUCCCCUCAGCCGGGAAUGCCGAGUUCCCAGGGUUGGGCCAGCCCCCGGGUGACAGAGAGAUACCCUAAUCCUUUCCUUUCUGUCCCUUGGGGCCGAGGCCAGCAGAGCCGGGAGCACUGGAGACCUGGGGGGCAUCUUCACAGGUCCCUCACAGAGCCUGCCCCGCACCACCCAGCUGGCUGGUUGCCUCUGCUGAGUGCUGGCCCCCAUUCCAGCUCCCUCUGGAGCCUCUUUGCUCCCAGUAGCCUUGUUCCAAGAUGUUCUGGGGAGAGUGAGCAGCUGAGAGCCUGCAUCCAAGUGCCCUGCCCCCCUGAGCAGCCAGACCCCCGGGCCCUGCAGUGUGCAGCCUUUGACUCGCAGGAGUUCAUGGGCCAGCUCUACCAAUGGGAGCCCUUCACAGAAGUCCAGGGCUCCCAACGCUGUGAACUGAACUGCCGCCCCCGUGGCUUCCGCUUCUAUGUCCGUCACACCGAAAAGGUCCAGGAUGGGACCCUGUGUCAGCCCGGAGCCCUAGACAUCUGUGUGGCUGGACGCUGCCUGAGCCCCGGCUGCGAUGGGAUCCUCGGCUCUGGCAGGCGUCGAGAUGGCUGUGGAGUCUGUGGGGGUGAUGAUUCUACCUGUCGCCUCGUCUCGGGGAACCUCACUAACCGGGGGGGCCCUCUGGGCUAUCAGAAGAUCUUGUUGAUUCCUGCUGGAGCUUCCCGCCUCCACAUUGCCCAGCUCCAGCCCAGCUCCAACUACCUGGCACUUCGAGGCCCUGGGGGCCGGUCCAUCAUCAACGGAAACUGGGCUGUGGAUCCCCCUGGGUCCUACACGGCCGGUGGGACUAUCUUCCGGUACAACCGUCCUCCUCGAGAGGAGGGCACCGGGGAGAGUCUGUCAGCCGAGGGCCCCACAACCCAGCCUGUGGAUGUCUAUAUGAUCUUUCAGGAGGAAAACCCAGGUGUUUUUUAUCAGUAUGUCAUCUCUUCACCUCCUCCAAACCCUGAGAACCCCACCCCAGAGCCCCGUAUCCCCCAACUGCAGCCUGAGAUGUUAAGGGUAGAGCCCCCACCAGCUUCAGCACCCCGCCCUGCCCGCACCCCAGGCACCCUCCAGCGUCAGGUGCGGAUCCCCCAGAUGCCUGCCCCACCCCACCCCAGGACUCCCCUGGGGUCUCCAACUGGAUACUGGAAACGAGUGGGGCACUCUGAGUGCUCCGCAUCCUGUGGAAAAGGUGUUUGGCGCCCUGUCUUCCUCUGCAUUUCUCGUGAGUCAGGAGAGGAACUGGAUGAACGCAGCUGUGCCUUGGGCGCCAGGCCCCCAGCCUCCCUAGAACCCUGCCAUGGUCCCCCAUGCCCCCCAUACUGGGAGGCUGGCGAGUGGACGUCCUGCAGCCGCUCCUGUGGCCCUGGCACCCAGCACCGCCAGCUGCGCUGCCGGCAAGAGUUUGGUGGGGGUGGCUCCUCAGUGCCUCCAGAGCGCUGUGGACAUCUCCCCCGGCCCAACAUUACCCAGCCCUGUCAGCUGCGCCUCUGUGGCCACUGGGAGGUUCGUUCCCCCUGGAGCCAGUGCUCUGUGCGGUGCGGGCGUGGCCAGAGGAGCCGGCAAGUUCGCUGUGUUGGAAACAACGGUGAUGAAGUGAGUGAGCGGGAGUGUGCUUCAGGCCCCCCACGGCCCCCCAACAGAGAGGCCUGUGACAUGGGGCCCUGUACCACGGCCUGGUUCCACAGUGACUGGAGCUCCAAGUGUUCAGCUGAGUGUGGGACAGGAAUCCAGCGACGUUCUGUGGUCUGCCUCGGGAGUGGGGAGGCCCAUGGAGUGGGCCAGGAGGAAACAGGAACAGGAACCAGUGAGCAAAGCUGUGCACCAGGAAGCCGCCCCCCUGACAUGCGUGCCUGCAGCUUGAGGCCCUGUGAGAUGACAUGGUGCUGGUACACGGGGCCCUGGACUGAGUGCUCCUCAGAAUGUGGCUCUGGCACACAGCGUAGAGACAUCAUCUGUGUGUCCAAACUGGGGACUGAGUUCAAUGUGACAUCUCCUAGCAACUGUGCCCACCUGCCCAGGCCCCCCGCCCUGCAGCCCUGUCAGGGGCAGGACUGCCAGGACCGAUGGUUUUCUACAACCUGGAGUCCGUGUUCUCGUUCCUGCCAGGGGGGCAUUCAGACAAGGGAGGUCCAGUGCCUGACUGCCAACCAGACCCUCAGCAUCCGAUGCCCUGCUCACCUGCGGCCCUCCAGGAAACGACCCUGUAACAGCCAACCCUGCAGCCAGCGCCCUGAUGAUCAAUGCAAGGACAGCUCUCCACAUUGCCCCCUGGUGGUACAGGCCCGGCUCUGCGUCUAUCCCUACUACACAGCCACCUGUUGCCGCUCUUGUGCCCAUGUCCUGGAGCGGUCUCCCCCGGAGCCCGCCUGAAAUGGGUCCGGAAGACCCUCUCCUCAUGGUUUUCUCAUGCUCCCAUCAGUCACUCAUCAAUCAGCUCACUCCGUACCCUCUGGCUCUUCAGCCUGUCCUAGUCUCACCAGAGAUGUCCCCCAGGGUGGUUAAAGGUGGCAAGAUGACUUACAGUGACUAUCAAGAUCGGUGGUUGGGUCUGUGUGGUGGUGUGAUGGUGUGUGUGCACAUGUGCGCCUAAAUGUGUUUCUGGGCCUGCAUGGAUGUGUGUGCACUCAUAGGUGUGUAUCACUUCUCAAAAAGAAGUUAGACUGAGAAGGAAUGGGGAGGGGACAAUGCCUGUGUCCCUGAGACUUUUCAAGGCUGAGAGGAAAGCAAGUUUACAGCUCCUUAGUAAUCUGAACUGCUUAGCAACUGGCUUCUCCAUCAGUCCCAACAUUGUGCCCUAAACCUCAUUUCUCAUGUUCAGGCCUCAUAUCUUCGAAACCACCCUUUUGUCCUCUGACCCCUUCUCCCCUUACCUAGUCUCUCUGUCCCUACCUCUCUCAAUUAGCUAGGGAUGGGGGUCACCCCAGGAAGAGGGACUGCCUCCCCAGAGCAGGGACCAGCUGGGCAGGGGAAGGAAAAGAGAAAGGUUAGAAUAAGACACCCUUGCCCCUGCUUCCGCUCCCCACCUCCUAAAAUGGUUCCCACCCCAGAACUAAUUUAUUUUUUAUUAAAGAUGAUUAUGACAAAUGAGAAA
This is a messenger RNA of Equus caballus (horse), 4176 nucleotides long. It is a transcript of the gene ADAMTSL4, whose product is annotated as ADAMTS like 4. Gene Ontology annotation, biological process: extracellular matrix organization; proteolysis. Lineage: Eukaryota; Metazoa; Chordata; Mammalia; Perissodactyla; Equidae. The record is from RefSeq and is a predicted model, not a curated record. Gene Ontology annotation, cellular component: extracellular matrix. Gene Ontology annotation, molecular function: metalloendopeptidase activity.